AUGGUGGUGGAAUCGGACAAGGCCGACAUGGACGUCGAAGCAUUCGAAGAAGGUUUCCUUGCCAAGAUUGUUUUUGGGGACGGUGCUUCGGCCCCAGUGGGUGCCACGGUGGCAUUGCUUGCCAGGUCCAAGGAAGAAAUUCCAGCCGUCCAAGCCAUGACCCCUGGUGCCUCCCCUGCGACGGCCCCAGCUGCUGCACCUGCUCCGGAAAGCUCCGCACCGGCAGGUGGAGGGGACCUUUGA
Molecule: messenger RNA, 243 nt
Organism: Nannochloropsis gaditana CCMP526
Product: branched-chain alpha-keto acid dehydrogenase subunit e2
Exons: 2
Coding region: 1-243 (80 amino acids)
Biological process (GO): pyruvate decarboxylation to acetyl-CoA
Cellular component (GO): pyruvate dehydrogenase complex
Molecular function (GO): dihydrolipoyllysine-residue acetyltransferase activity
Source: RefSeq, a predicted model, not a curated record